UAGCGAGGAGCGCGGCCAAUGAGAAACGCAAUUGCUUGGCCCCCGCGGGUCCGCAGUCCAGCCGGAGUGCGCCUGCGCGCGGCUGGUUGUUGGGGGGGCGCGCGGGGCUCCAGCCUGGAAGGUACCAGCGGGGCUGGGUCCCGGAGUGGGAAACGUGGAGUGCAGGUUGGCUAGACCGUGUCUGGGGGGGCCGGCCCCCCCUCUCCUUGCGGUGAGCCCGGACCGGCGCGCUCACUGCGCAGACUCCCCGCUGCAGAGGGCGGAGCCCCCUUGGGCCCCGCCCCCUCCUCCCUCCCGCCCCUGCUCAGCCUGUUGGGGCAGAAGCUGGGGCCCCGUGGAGGUAGCAGCAGCUGUCUGCCGAGUAAGGCCGAGGCCUCUCUGGGCCUAGAACACCCAACAGAGUCCCAGCUUCUGAUCCCCGCAGUUUGGAGACCCUGACACACCCACUUUUGCACCUGGGACCUGCAUAACCCCUGACUGCCAGCGCGAUGAAGCCUAAACUGAUGUACCAGGAGCUGAAGGUGCCUGCUGAGGAACCUGCCAACGAACUGCCCAUGAAUGAGAUCGAGGCAUGGAAAGCUGCAGAAAAGAAAGCUCGUUGGGUCCUUCUGGUCCUUAUCCUGGCGGUUGUGGGCUUCGGUGCCCUGAUGACUCAGCUGUUUCUAUGGGAAUACGGCGACUUGCAUCUCUUUGGGCCCAAUCAGCGCCCAGCCCCCUGCUAUGACCCUUGCGAAGCAGUGCUGGUGGAGAGCAUUCCUGAGGGCCUGGACUUCCCCAAUGCCUCCACGAGCAACCCCUCCACCAGCCAGGCCUGGCUGGGCCUGCUCGCUGGUGCCCACAGCAGCCUGGACAUUGCCUCCUUCUAUUGGACUCUCACCAACAAUGACACCCACACUCAGGAAGCCUCUGCUCAGCAGGGCGAGGAGGUCCUCCGGCAGCUGCAGACUCUGGCACCCCGAGGUGUGAAGGUCCGCAUUGCUGUGAGCAAGCCCAAUGGGCCCCAGCCCCAGGCAGACCUGCAGGCCCUGCUACAAAGCGGUGCCCAGGUCCGCAUGGUGGACAUGCAGAAGCUGACCCAUGGCGUCCUGCACACCAAGUUCUGGGUGGUGGACCAGACCCACUUCUACCUCGGCAGUGCCAACAUGGAUUGGCGCUCCCUGACCCAGGUCAAGGAGCUGGGUGUGGUCAUGUACAACUGCAGCUGCCUAGCUCGAGACCUGACCAAGAUCUUCGAGGCCUACUGGUUCCUGGGCCAGGCGGGCAGCUCCAUCCCGUCAACCUGGCCCCGGCCUUAUGACACCCGCUACAAUCAAGAGACUCCAAUGGAAAUCUGCCUCAAUGGAACCCCUGCUCUGGCCUACCUAGCGAGUGCACCCCCACCGCUGUGUCCGAGUGGCCGCACCCCAGACUUGAAGGCCCUGCUCAACGUGGUGGACAAUGCCCGGAGUUUCAUCUACAUCGCGGUCAUGAACUACCUGCCCACCAUGGAGUUCUCCCACCCACGCCGGUUCUGGCCUGCCAUCGACGAUGGGCUGCGGCGGGCUGCCUAUGAGCGGGGCGUCAAGGUACGCCUGCUGAUCAGCUGCUGGGGACACUCUGACCCCUCGAUGCGGGCCUUCCUGCUCUCCCUGGCUGCCCUGCGUGACAACCACACCCACUCCGACAUCCAGGUGAAACUCUUUGUGGUCCCUGCGGACGACGCCCAGGCCCGAAUCCCUUAUGCCCGCGUCAACCAUAACAAGUACAUGGUGACUGAACGGGCCACCUACAUCGGAACCUCCAACUGGUCUGGCAGCUACUUCACCGAGACGGCAGGCACCUCGCUGCUGGUGACACAGAACGGGCGGGGUGGCCUGCGGAGCCAGCUGGAGGCUGUGUUCCUGAGGGACUGGGACUCCCCUUACAGCCAUGACCUUGACGCUGCCGCCGACAGCGUGGGCAACGCCUGUCGCCUGCUCUGAGGCCCGGUCCGAUGGCCAGGCCAGGCCUGCAAGGCCCCUGCAGGCCCAGGUGUUCCAGGUCUCCAUCCCCUGUCCCCAUGCCCUCUGCUUCUGUCUGACCCGUUGUGACUCCAGCAGGCUCCCCCUUCGCAACCACCCCCACCCCAGCCUCCCAUCUCUACCUCCGCCCCCACUGGCCUGAUGCUGUGGCCCCAGAGGACCCAGCCGAGCUGCGGGCGGGCUCAGUCCCCAGAAGGGGAAGUGGGGGUGCAUGCUGGGCCUAGCCUCCCUGGCCCACCCCACUUCCCAGGGGCCCAAGGUCAUAAUAAGAAGUAAAUAACUUGUCUGUA
Budorcas taxicolor (takin) is the source of this 2290-nucleotide messenger RNA. It is a transcript of the gene PLD3, whose product is annotated as phospholipase D family member 3. The record is from RefSeq and is a predicted model, not a curated record. The transcript has 13 exons. NCBI's taxonomy places the organism in Eukaryota, Metazoa, Chordata, Mammalia, Artiodactyla, Bovidae. The coding region runs from base 489 to 1961 and encodes 490 amino acids. Gene Ontology annotation, molecular function: catalytic activity.